Messenger RNA from Saimiri boliviensis boliviensis (Bolivian squirrel monkey), 923 nucleotides. It is a transcript of the gene EDDM3B, whose product is annotated as epididymal protein 3B. The record is from RefSeq and is a predicted model, not a curated record. Lineage: Eukaryota; Metazoa; Chordata; Mammalia; Primates; Cebidae.
AGACUUCCUGGGCUCUGAAAAAAGGAGGAGGACGCAGACUCUGCUCUUCAGAUCCACACACUGAUCCGCACUACAACCACUGACUUGAACUCGGAGUCUGAGUAGGGUGGCCCUGGGGACUGAGAUGGCAUCGUCUUUAAAGAUCUGGGGCACACUCUUGGCCCUGCUUUGCAUCCUAUGCACACUGCUGGUACACAGCAAGAAUGUUUCUUGGAGAGAAUUCAUGAAACUGCACUACUUAAGUCCAAGUCGAGAAUUCAAAGAGUACAAAUGUGAUGUCCUCAUGAGAGAAAAAGAAGCUCUGAAAGGCAAGAGCUCUCACAUGUUUAUCUAUGUCUCAUGGUAUAAAAUCGAGCAUAUAUGCAUUAGUGACAUCUGGAUGGAUCGCUUCCGAAAUGCAUAUGUAUGGGUCCAGAAUCCCCUCAAAGUACUCAAGUGUCACCAGGAGAAUUCCAAAAAUAACUACACAGAGAGCAGGAGCUUCAACUACAUUGAAUUCCAUUGUAGCAUGGAUGGAUAUGUUGAUAGCAUAGAAGACUUAAAGAUGGUGGAACCCAUCAGCAACUAGAAAGUCUAUGCACAACCUUAGGUAUUGGUAGAGUAUCCAGUGCUUCCUAAGUGGUGGCCCCUGCCUCCAUCAAUAGCCCCUACCAUUCCCCACUUGCAUUUAUUUGUUAAUGUUUUCCAAAUACUUAAGGGUUAUGAAUCACAUGAUUUCUUGAUCCCAUAACUUUGCCUGUGUUGUUUCUCUGCCUGGAAUACUCUUUUGUCUUCAUUUACUUAAUUUACUCCUAAACUUUUGUCAACAUUCAGCUCAUAUGGCAUCUGUUCUUGACUAACCCAAGACUUUCCUGAUACUGGCUCUCUUGAAAGGUACCCAAGCUAAGCAAUCUUCCCUUUGCUAAAUAAAAUUAUGAUUCCAA